This is a messenger RNA of Macrosiphum euphorbiae (potato aphid), 507 nucleotides long. Lineage: Eukaryota; Metazoa; Arthropoda; Insecta; Hemiptera; Aphididae. The record is from the annotation of a GenBank genome assembly.
AUGGGAGCGUGCUGCAGUUGGUGCAAAGAAGAAGACGCGUACGCCGCUGUUGAUCAGGAACGAACUCAUUUGCUGAUCGAUCCAGACUGUAUCAACACAAGCGUUCAACGCGGUGGUAUAUCCGAGGACUAUCAUUAUGGAUCACUACCAAAAGAAUCUGAAGAGCAAGCUGGAUUAAACCGUAUACUAGAAGAGAUAUCAUCAAAUGUAAUUGAUGUUGGCCAAUUGCACAAUUGUAUUGACCAACAAGAGGUGAUAGAACGUCAAAACCUUUAUAGUGCAAAACUGCAAAUUGUACCACUUUCAUCUGUUGCCAAUACUAUUGUUAGUUUGAGACAAAUGCCAGUGUGCCUACUGAAAGAUGUUCCUGGUCCAGAGAAGGUAUUGUCAAGAAAUAUAGGACUACCAGAAAACUAUCGUCACAUAAUGGUUUGUGUAAACGAUAUACAAAAACACUUAUCUUUGAUGAGUGUGGAACACAAGGGUGAUUUAGUCGUUCCAUUUUGA